Messenger RNA from Colletotrichum higginsianum IMI 349063, 369 nucleotides. RefSeq lists its product as uncharacterized. The record is from RefSeq and is a predicted model, not a curated record. Lineage: Eukaryota; Fungi; Ascomycota; Sordariomycetes; Glomerellales; Glomerellaceae. The transcript has a single exon. The coding region runs from base 1 to 369 and encodes 122 amino acids.
AUGGGGCUCGGGCAGUUGCUCAUUGGGGCGCUCGGUUCAUCAGCGGCUAAACACGCCAGCCAGCUGCACCCAAGCAAGUUUCUACCCAUCGACGAUGACCUGAAAUCUGGUGAAAAACUUGACGAGGAAAAGGAACAACAUGAAGAAAGGGCCAAGGUUCACGAUGACCAGGAUAAGCCGGCAUCAUCUUCGAAAAAUGUUGCAAGAGCAUCCAAAGUUCCAGGAUACCUCAAGUCAACUGAGGCGUCUCAACGCCGGAGCAUCGGCGGCAGCACGAUGAGACAGACCCUUCCAUCGAAUGCCACUCGGAGCGCAUCAGAGUCGCCGACCAAGACCAGAACCAAGACGCCGAAGCCGGGAAAGCAUUGA